AUGUUAUCCAAGAGUUUGCUUUCCAUCGCUACAGCCCUAUGGCUUAGUAUAACCAGCAGUGUUUGCUCUGUAGUCGAUACAGGACGCGUUCCUCCCAAGGACCUGAAGCGCCUGAGCUUAGAGGAAUCACCAGUACAUUGUUUGAAUAACGGUGAAAAGGGUUAUUUGGAGUGUCCCAUUGGUCACUCGAUUGUGAUUCAAUCUGCAAUUUGGGCAACAGAGACCUGCGCAUCCGAUAGAACAAUAUUUCCGGAAGGAUUACAUUUCGAUAGAACAGAGACCUUGUUGCAUGAAUGCGAUGGCUUCAACAGUUGUCUUAUUCAUCCGGUAACACAUCGUGGCGACGGUAGCAAGUACUACACCUUUCUCGGGGAACCAGUGCCCCGCACUGGGUACUCCUUGACUAUUAUGGCUUCUUGUGUACCCAGAGAAAUGAAUGUUGCCGGUCGUAAACAAGUUGACAGUGUCACUUCAAAACUGUACGAUGUUAAUAUCAGUUGUAACGAAGAUGAACUGAUUUACUUUUCCAUCGCAAGGAUAGAUGGUCUUAAAGACAGGACAUUUUGCAGCGUUUCAAGAAUACCUGAUGUGAGCCAUUGCCAAAUGAAGAAUAAGUGUACCAUUUCAAAACAUGCCUUUCAUAGUACUACCUCAACCUGCCCCUUCAAAUUGGCAAUGUUGACAUACUACUGCAGAAAGCCCGAGCCCGCCUCAUUCUUUGAUGUUGUAGAGACUACACCGUCCACAAAGUAUGCACUAUAUGCUGAACAAGAUGCCUCUGUCACUGUAUCUCUACCAACUCUUAAACUUUUGCAUGUUGAAUCCGCGUUAUGGGCUCCUGUGUCAAAGACAUACGACCAGAGUUUGAGGAAGGAUCGUCGCGAAUUGCUAGAGUUCCUCUGUGAGAAGCGUAAUGUUUGCUCAUUUAGAUCGAGACGUACAUCUGCCGGUCACACAGAUCACUCCUUGUACGAUGUCCACUUUGGUGGAAUAACAGAUUCCAAGUACAAGUUUGCUCUGCAAGCUGAGUUUUCUGAAGUUGCGCUUUCUAGUCUUAGUGGACAGCAAGUACACACAGAAACAGCUUCAAUGAACAAAACCAUUACUCUUUCCUGCACGACAGGAGUUGUGAAUGUCAUCAGUGCUGUUUAUGGGAAAAUUGGUAAAACCGCCAAUCCUCUUGCUAAUUCCGGCGUCAAGGGAUUCACCUCAUUUGUGGAAAAGUUCUGCUACAACAAAUCGACUUGCAAGUGGCCAGCUGAUAUAUACUAUAAUCCUAAAAACGCUGGUUAUAAACAGGAAGAGUUCGAACUGACUGUCAAGUACACAUGCAAAAAGUAUGGAGACAUUCCAAGUUUGGUCGAUGCGCCCCUCGCUGGUGCAUCUUUUCUGGAGGCAGGCAGUGUUAACGGAAAGAAUUUGCAAAAGGAAACUAUUUUGCCAGUUGUACUAAAUAAAAAGUCAAUACUCUUCAUAAAUCUUGAACUCAACGCCAAGGCUGAAUUGUUCGUCGGUGACUUUCUGAAGCUUUCCUUUCCAGACGUUACCGGGGGAAAUCUGGAGGCAAAACUUGUAAAGCAAGUAGAUAAUCCAUGGGUUCAUACAGUUGCUGUGAACAGCACCAGGUUCCUCUUGACUGUGAUUUUUAUGGAUAACAGAGCAUUGAACUGCGUCGUUGAUGUUUUGCACGACGGUAAAGAAGACAACUUUAGGCAUGUAAUUAACGUGAAAUCUGGUCAAGACAUUUUCCGAAUGCCCAUAUCUCUUAUGGACGUUGUUACUGCAACUGGUGGAAUCACAUCAAUGCGUGUAUAUUACAAGUAG
This is a messenger RNA of Theileria equi strain WA, 1824 nucleotides long. Its product is annotated as signal peptide-containing protein. Lineage: Eukaryota; Apicomplexa; Aconoidasida; Piroplasmida; Theileriidae. The transcript has 3 exons. The coding region runs from base 1 to 1824 and encodes 607 amino acids. The record is from RefSeq and is a predicted model, not a curated record.